Aureobasidium subglaciale EXF-2481 is the source of this 936-nucleotide messenger RNA. RefSeq lists its product as uncharacterized. Lineage: Eukaryota; Fungi; Ascomycota; Dothideomycetes; Dothideales; Saccotheciaceae. The record is from RefSeq and is a predicted model, not a curated record. The coding region runs from base 114 to 800 and encodes 228 amino acids. The transcript has a single exon.
UGAGUUUUCAUAGUGCCGUGUCGGGUGUCGACAUAAAUAGGUAACCAUCUUCUCUCUUCUUUCGACUUGGCUUGUUCUCUCACCACAAAACAUCGAUAUUCAUCACAGCCACGAUGUUCUCCACCUCACUCGCUGCCAUCUUUGCGCUUAUUUCUGUCCAGCAAGCUCUGGCACAAUCCUGCUCCAACUACACGUCCACCAACCCUCACGGCGGUGGCAUCUACACAUCGACAAGUAGCCGUACCUACGUCAUCAGCCAAGGUGUCGACUGCAAUUCUACGCAAGGCUGCGUCGUCCCAUGGGGCGGUUAUCUGACCGAAGGUCGUACCGUAAACGUUUCCGAUCAGUCCUCAUGGGACUCGAUUUUCAAGACCAUCUCCUCAGUCGUCGACAUUGACUUUGCGGAAUCCAAAACCUAUCAGAUUGCCGCUAACGGCUCGACAUCGACCAUUCCCAAUGGCACAGCAGGCUAUGUCGGCUUCACGCCCUUCCUCCUUUGCACCACUGGAAGACUGUCUGGCUGCGGGAGUAGCAACCUAGAGGAUGUAACUGUGAUGGCGUGUACACCAAAGCUUUUGUCUAGCGGCAUGCCGGAUGGAACGAUUGGUCAGGUCACUACCGAUGCCCAGAGUGCUGCGGCACUGACUUGCAAUCCGUCCAACACAACACAGGCGAGGAAUGGAAACUAUACUGGCGGUUGCUCAUCUACGGAAGACCAAACUGGUGCUGCUAGUUCGGUGAGCGGUGCUUCUCUUCUACUCCUGUCCAGUGCUCUUCUUGUGACUUUCAUGGGGCUCUAGAGUAGUUGCUGAUCCUCCUAUACGAUAACAUUGUAUCAACAUCUCAUCAUACAUCACUCCUGCAAGACUCGAUUGCUUCACUCUCCAGAUGUCUCUCAUAUAUACGUGCCCAGACUCACAGACCCAAAAUUCUCUG